This is a messenger RNA of Linderina pennispora, 2040 nucleotides long. RefSeq lists its product as uncharacterized. The coding region runs from base 1 to 2040 and encodes 679 amino acids. Gene Ontology annotation, biological process: IMP salvage; AMP metabolic process. The transcript has 15 exons. The record is from RefSeq and is a predicted model, not a curated record. Gene Ontology annotation, cellular component: cytosol. Gene Ontology annotation, molecular function: AMP deaminase activity. Lineage: Eukaryota; Fungi; Kickxellomycota; Kickxellomycetes; Kickxellales; Kickxellaceae.
AUGGCCGACCGCAACCACCAGUUUGAGGACGAUACCCUGGAGCCCACGUACCUUCAGGGCGACGAGCACCACUCGGACGAGGACGAUACCAAAUCGAGCACCCAUCCGUUUGUCACGUACAACUCGCUGGCCAGCUCGAGGGUCGAGGCCGGGCCGUCGUUUGUCAAUGCGUACUUUGCCAAGCACCACAAUGUAAUCGAUCCGCUGGCUGCCCCACCUGGCACGCAGACACCUGAUAUGGGGCGCACGAGUCCGAGCACCAACUCUGGUCCCGCAGCCGCAGCCAUGAUCAAGUGCCGCCAGGGAUUUGAAUCCGGUACCGAUCCGGUGCCGACCACGCCGCUGUCGAUUCGUGUGUCGCAGCAGAUGAAGGAGGAGCACAAGGACACAAUGCCGCAGAUACUGCUACAGGAUGCGAAGACCCAGACCACGGACAUCGACAUCACCGAGAAAAAAGGCGAUCCCGAUGUCGACGACGACACCACCAGCCGCAAGAUCGAGGAUGAGAUCCGCAACAUGAUGCGUAAGGGAUGGGCGAGGGCCCGCAGGAGCUCAAGCGCAUUCGGCGACACGCUGGUCAAGUGUAUGGAGCUGCGCGACAAGCAGGAGAACCCGAAGAACAAGUCUGGGUGGAAGAUCUACCCGAAGCCGCCUCCGCCGGCCUGGCACAACUUUAGCCACAAGUCCCCCGAAGACCAGCCCGAGGAGUUUGACAUGGGCAAGUGUGAGAUCCCGCCUGAAGACGAGGCGGUGUUUGAGAUGGGCGAGGACGGCAUCUAUGCCGUGUAUCGCAACGAGGAGCUGCGCGCAGCCGGCCAGGAGCCGUUCACCAAGGCGCCGUCGAUCAAGGAGUUCUACAUGGACAUGGACUACCUUCUCAACGCCAUGUCUGACGGCCCCAUCAAGACCUGGGCCUUCCGCCGCCUGCGCUAUCUGGACGCGCGCUGGCAGCUGUAUGUGCUGCUGAAUGAGCGUGAAGAGACUACGCAGUCCAAGAUGGUGCCGCACCGUGACCUGUACAAUGUGCGCAAGGUCGACGGACACGUGCAUCUGGCCAGUGCCAUGAACCAGAAGCAUCUGCUGCGCUUCAUCAACCGGAACCGCCCCGUCAUUGUGCGCGACGGCCAGACACUGACGCUGCGCCAGGUGUUUGAGUCGCUGAAGCUGACUGCGAUACGACCUGGCGCCUUCCACCGCUUCGACAAGUUCAACCUGAAGUACAACCCAUCUGACAACUUUAUCGACGGCGAGUACUUUGCACAGAUCACCAGGGAGGUCAUGUCCGAUCUUGAGCAGAGCAAGUACCAGAUGGCCGAGUACCGCAUCUCGAUCUAUGGCCGCUCUAUCGACGAGUGGGACAAGCUGGCGGCAUGGGUCGUCGACCACAAGGUGUUCUCGAGCAAUGUCGAGAACUUUGAGCAGGUGCUCCGCAACAUCUUCCAGCCCCUGUUCGAGGUCACCAAGGACCCGAAGCUCGCACCCCAAGCUGCACGUCUUUUUGCAGCUCCUAAGCCCGAGCGCCGCAUGCACAAAAAGUACCCGCUGCCGCGCGUUUGGGACUCGAGCUCCAACCCGCCAUACACGUACUACUGCUACUUCACCAUGGCCAACCUGUGCUCGCUGAACCAGUGGCGAAUGCGCCGCGGCUUCAACACCUUCGUCACCUGGCAGCCUGCGUUCCUCACUGCCCAGGCAAUCAACCACGGCAUUCUGCUGCGCAAGGUCCCGGUUCUGCAGUAUCUGUACUACAUGCAGCAGAUCGGCCUGGCCAUGUCGCCGCUCGCAAUCCCGUUCAACACGUACUUCCAGCGUGGACUCAAUGUGGCCCUGUCGACCGACGACCCACUGCAGUUCCAUUUCACCAAGGAGCCGCUGAUGGAGGAGUACUCCGUCGCUGCUCAGAUCUGGAAGUUCUCGAGUGUCGACAUGUGCGAGUUGGCCAUGAACUCGGUCAUACAGAGCGGGUUUGAGGCCGAGACAGAGGUCCACAAGACCAACGUGCCGCUGUGCCGUCUCAAGUACCGCGCAAAGUACAACUAA